GCGGCCACCCCGCGCCGCCCGCCUGAGGAGCCGCGCACAAAGCCGCGCCGCGGCCAUGGAAGAGGAGCUCAAGUGCCCGGUGUGCGGCUCGCUGUUCCGGGAGCCCAUCAUCCUGCCCUGCUCGCACAAUGUCUGCCUGCCCUGCGCCCGCACCAUCGCCGUGCAGACCCCGGAGAGCGAGCACGCGGCGGGCGGCGGCGGCGGCGGGGACCACGCGGACAAGCUGAGCCUGCACAGCGAGACCGACAGCGGCUACGGCUCCUACACGCCCAGCCUGAAGUCCCCGAACGGCGUGCGGGUGCUGCCGCUGGUGCCCGCGCCUCCGGGGGCGGCGGCGGCUCCGCGGGGCGCCGGCCCCGCCAGCUCCUCCCUCACCUGCCCGCAGUGCCACCGGAGCGCGUCCCUGGACCAGCGCGGGCUGCGCGGCUUCCAGCGGAACCGGCUGCUGGAGGCCAUCGUGCAGCGCUACCAGCAGGGCCGCGCCGCCGCCGCCGCCGCCGCCAAGUGCCAGCUGUGCGACCGCAGCCCGCCCGAGCCGGCCGCCGUGCUGUGCGAGCAGUGCGAGGUGCUCUACUGCGCCGCAUGCCAGCUCCGCUGCCACCCGGCCCGCGGGCCCUUCGCCAAGCACCGCCUGGCCCCGCCGCCCGCACACCCGGGCGCCCCCGGCGGCGGCGGGGACGGCGGCGGAGGGAAGGGGGCGGGCGGCGGCCGCAAGCUGCCGACGUGCGCCGAGCACGACCUGGAGAACUACAGCAUGUACUGCGUGAGCUGCCGCAGCCCCGUCUGCUACCAGUGCUUGGAGGAGGGCAAGCACAACAAGCACGACGUGAAGGCCCUGGGAGCCAUGUGGAAGCAGCACAAGGCACAGCUGUCUCAGGCUUUAAAUGGUGUAUCAGAUAAAGCAAAGGAAGCUAAAGAAUUUUUGGUUCAGCUGAAAAAUUUAUUGCAGCAGAUCCAGGAGAACGGGCUGGACUACGAGGCCUGUCUCGUGGCUCAGUGCGAUGCCUUGGUCGACGCGUUAACGCGGCAGAAGGCAAAACUGCUCACAAAGGUCACCAAGGAGCGUGAGCACAAGCUGAAGGUUGUUUGGGACCAGAUAAAUCACUGUACACUGAAGCUACGCCAGUCAACAGGGCUCAUGGAAUACUGCCUAGAAGUUAUCAAAGAAAAUGAUCCUUCGGGGUUUUUACAGAUUUCAGAUGCUUUAAUCAAGCGUGUUCAGGUAUCUCAGGAACAGUGGGUGAAAGGAGCCUUGGAGCCAAAAGUGUCUGCUGAGUUUGACUUGACUCUGGACAGUGAACCUUUACUGCAGUCAAUUCACCAGCUGGAUUUUAUUCAGAUGAAAUUUCCUGUUUCAGUGCCACCCGUCCCAUUGCUGCAGCUGGAGAAGUGCUGCACCAGGAACAACAGUGUGACAUUGGCCUGGAGGAUGCCACCUUUGAGCCACAACCCAGUGGAGGGCUAUAUCUUGGAACUUGAUGAUGGAGAUGGUGGCCAAUUCCGAGAGGUAUAUGUUGGCAAGGAGACUCUCUGCACCAUCGAUGGCCUUCAUUUCAACAGCACUUACAAUGCCAGGGUCAAAGCGUUCAACUCCUCAGGCGUUGGUCCUUACAGCAAGACGGUCAUUUUACAGACGUCGGAUGGUGAGCUGGGCCUUUGCCACUCUCUAAAUGAAAAGCUGCAGGUCUCAGUGGCAGGACACUUUCAUCCCUUUACACCCAUUAAUGUAUUUGACACCUACUGGCAUUUUCCAUUAUCAGUAACGCUUCAGGCUUCAAGUUGUGUGAUUUUAGCUUGCUGUAGAAGUCUAGGAUCUAACCAAGAGACAGUUUCCGUGUCAUGGAGCAGCCUUUUGGCGUGGUUCACCUUUGACCCCUCCUCAGCCCACAGAGACAUAGUGCUGUCCAAUGACAACCAGACUGCCACCUGCAACAGCUACGAUGACCGCGUGGUGCUGGGCACCGCCGCCUUCUCCAAGGGCGUGCAUUACUGGGAGCUGCACGUGGACCGCUACGACAACCACCCGGACCCGGCCUUCGGCAUCGCCAGGAUUAACGUGGUCAAGGACAUGAUGCUGGGCAAGGACGACAAGGCCUGGGCCAUGUAUGUGGACAACAACCGCAGCUGGUUCAUGCACUGCAACUCCCACACCAACCGGACUGAAGGAGGAGUUUCUAAAGGUGCCACUGUUGGUGUGCUGCUGGAUCUGAACAAGCACAACCUGACCUUUUACAUCAAUGGGCAGCAGCAGGGGCCUCCAGCGUUUGAAAACAUCGAGGGCGUCUUCAUGCCUGCACUGAGCCUCAAUCGAAAUGUCCAGGUGACCCUGCACACAGGACUGGAGGUGCCACAAUCUGUAAAACAGCCCAAGCUGCCCAACAACUAACGAAGCCCCAUCUGACACUGUGCUGGAUUCUGCAAGCUUUCUCAGUGUGUUUUGGCACUUUUCAGUAAGUCAGUAAAAAAGCAUCCUCUUCCCUGACUUCAAACACUGUGCAGCAUGCUGCUCACCGAGUAAUCGGCUGGUUAGAGCUAGGCCACUCCAUUUUCAAUUUAACAGCCAUAACAAGCACAUCCACUGGACUGGCACUCAACUGCAGAUGGGUACCUUGAACAUAUCUACUCUGCAUUGCAUACAUAUGUACACUCAUGUGCACACACACACACAAACACGUCUGUAAAGCAAAAGGUUAAAUGAGUGUAUUUUCUCUCUCAUGGCUGGAUUUGUGCUUAAAUGUUAAGGAUGCUGGAAAAAAUGGGUGAGGUUGAAGGACAGUGGAUGUUGGAGCAGUUUACCAGUAGAUAACUGGAUUCCCUUGCCACCUGAAGUCCUUAAAUAAAGAAAGCAUAUGUUUUGACAGCUGAAGUGGAGGUUUUAUGCUCAAGAAUUCCUGGUUGUCAAUUCCUUUCAGGGGCUCAAAUGAUCAUGGAUUAUUCCUUCUGGCUCUAGACUGCAGUGAGUUAUAGGAUAAUGUCCCCUUAGAAUUCAGUGGCAGAACUUAUCUGCAAUGAGAACAAGAUUGGUUCCCAAAUGCUGCCAUGAAAUAGCUGGGUUCAUUUUAGCUAACACCAGGAUACAUGCAGAAUUCAGGUACAAAAAGUUGAAAGAAAAACAUCGUUGAUGCAUUUUAGUGUUUGUUAUUUAGGCAUGACUAUGGAGACACUUACAGAAGAUCUGGUUGUGGUUAUCAGCACAACUCUUAAAAAACAGUGCAUGGGAGAUUCCUUUGAACUGAAAUGAUAUAAAAUUUAUUUAAAUAUGGCACAUGCAAAGUCUCCCACAUUGAGAAAUGAUGCUUUCCAGCCUUGAUCCUAAUAAAACCUGUGCAGCUGUAGUUCCAAUGUAGCUUUGAGAUCUGAAGCCUUAAUUUUCUAGUAGAUUACUGUGAGCUAAUUAAAGUCUUGAUCCUAAUGAAACACUUGAGAGAGAUUAAUAGCAGUAAUGCAAAACCCAUCCCUAAGAAUUUUUCUGGAUUGGGACAUAAAUCUUUUGCAAGACUUGACCUGUGCCUGGCAUGUCCCACAAAAACAAGCAGCCAUUUCAGGUGCUGCCCGUGACAACUGGAGUCUGACUGACAGUGAUCUUUUCUCACAGCCAUGGCACUGUCACCUGCAUGCAGUUGUCAGAAAACCAAGCACUGGUUUGCCUGUGUGCUUCGUUUCCCCUGAACCCAGUUAACAUGUGCAAGUGUGUGUGUGUGUGUGUAUAGUGGCAAUGCGUGAGGACGAGAUGCAGCAGGCUUGGUGAGCCCAUUACAUCUUGGACUCUUGUCACUCUCACCCUACAGAAAUGUGGUGCUAUCAAACAAGAAGAGCAUAAACUUUCACAUCCUAUCAAUGUACUAUUUCCUUUUUUAAAAUCCUGCUGCUUAUACAAAUUUUCCUCUUCAAGCAUACGUAUACGCACACACAUAUUAUCAGGCGUGUAAUUAUUAAACCUGAAAACAAAUAUUCCAACCAAAAUCCAGCUUACUGCCUUGCAUUAAAGCACAGCCACAGGACAAACAGCCCAGGCCUGCCUUCAGGCAUCCUGCCAGCCCCCAGAUAUCCUGCUGCAGGCCCCCUUCUGCUUUCUGUCUGGAGCACGUCACUCAGGUAGUGCUGAGUGAUGGCAAGGCUUCCCUGUGGCAAACAGCCAGAAUCUCCCAUGGAUCAUCCCACCUCACAGCCACUGUGGGAAGGGAAAGGGAGCCCAGAACAGAGCUGGGCUAUUGCACAGACACAAAGCAGUCUGCCAUCCUGCUGCCUGUAGCCAACCAAGCAUCCUGUAGCCCACCUCUCCUGCAGGACAGCAACGCACCUUCAGCAACGUCAAGACUGAAACAGGAAAUAAAACCAACAAUGGAAAAAUAAUAACAUAUGCUUUUAAGUGAGGAAGCAACAGCACUUCCUUUAAAGUCUGGAACGGAUUGUAUUAGUAAACUUGUAGACAAUGGAAUAACUGUGCUAUGCUUAUCUUGGUUUUGUAAAGAAUAUCAGAGACCAACUGUGUUAUAAUCUUCGGUUUCAUUUAAUACCAUACGAACUCAUGCAAGAUUUUCUAAUUAGCAGGUCUGUUUUCACCUACCUCAGCUAGAACGCUACCAGACCCCAAAUUUCCUCUUGAGUGUGCUCUUCAAUGAACAUAACAGUUGUAAUCAUAGCAUUGGCUUUGAGUAUUGCCAGUCGGAGUAGUGUAUGGGAAUAUUGUACAUAAAUUGCACAUAGUUUUUAUAUGGGGAAACAUCCUGUGAUAAUUUUAAUAUGGAAGGCACUCCACUUUCACUUGUAUUCAAAAAGACAGGGCAUUGUUUCUUCUGAGACAGAACCUUUGUCUUUACUCCCAACUUCUGUAAAGGAAACUCAAAUGAAUUUACAUCUUUCCAAUCUUCAACCAUUGCCAGAUGUUUAAAAUUAAUUCUGAAUGGGUUUUAGAAGUGUUUGCAGUACUCAGUUUUCGUUUUCAUAGUUGCUUUGGUGUUGGUUCCUGGUGUAUUAUAUCUUGGGGAGAACAAUUGAGUGACAUGUUGUUGAUUUCUAAUGAAUAUAUGGACAGUAGGUAGGAACAGUGAGUAGAGAAGCUCAGUUUUUACCCUCUAUGCAUUCCAACAUUCACAAAAGUAGGGUAGCUACCAUUAUAGUCUCCUUUUAACCUAGCAGAAAUGCAAAUAAGUUAAAAGGAAUACAGUUAGAAGUAGGCUACCUGCAUUAGUAAGACUACUUUACCUUAGGUAAAGAACUAAACAAAGCAUUUGCAUGUGUUGGUUGUGUACACAAUCAAGGACUCACAUUUGGCAUGGCCUGUAGCAAUAAACCUGUUAUCCUCAUAGAGUGCACUCCUGUGACUUCAGCUGGAUGCAUUUUCCUAGUUUGAGUAACAGAAAUAAUGCUUAAGUGGUUAAAAUUACUCUAGGAAACUAACAACUCACACAUUAAUAUUUAUGCAGAGCUUGCAGGGGCCAUCUGAACAGCAGCAGGGAGAGGUGGGGCACUCCCAUUGCUCUGCUCAGGCUGAAGGUAGUUUCCUUCUCUGCAGGCAUCUUCCCCAAGGUCCAUCUCAUUACAAACCCAGCAGUUUGCACAUUCUUCAUCUAUAGUACCUCUUAUGCCAGUUUUUGUUUCCUCCAAAUCCUUUCUUUGGGAGGGAGCCAGCAUUUAGUCCCUGUAGAAACUGCGUUGCUGACUGCUCAGGGAGAACCCAGAGCACAGAAGACUGGAAUAGAUACCCAAAGGGACCACUUUGUGUGCUCUUCUUCCUUUUGUUCCCUCAGAGUAUUUCUGCAGCUCUCUGGGGCUCCAAGCUCACCCAAAGCUGCCUGUCAUGGGACUCUUCAGCUCCUGGAGGCCAGGUUGCUUCUUAUAAGCAGGAGAGCAAAGCCUCUUGCACUGGGAUAAAUCCCAUCCACUAUGGUACAGAGCCUACAUAAGGUAGCUGUAAAUUGACUUAACAUUUAAAAAAACCCAAAAGCACAGACAGGCCCUCCCCUUAUUAACAAAAGAAAGCUUGACUUCUGCACACACCAGUAUGGAACCUCUGAACAGCUGCAAAGUAAAUACCGCAGUUGAACUUUCUGUCCUGCAGAGCAACAAAGGACUCUCAGUUUUCACCUACCCCUGGGAGCCCCAACCUUAGCCCUUUGUAAACCUUCUUCCUGGCUCUUUCCUCUGCCAAUUUCUAUUAAGUUCAGGAGCACUGUCAGACUUCCCAAGGCAUGCAAUGCUAUACAAAUUCCACUUCCUCCUUUUCCCUCAUCAACUUGAAAAGAGCUCACAAGAUCUCUUAGUAAGACUUAAUGUCAAUAUAAGCACACAUGUAGCUGACAAUCCCUUGCUCCUUCUGCUGUGGAAAGGUAUGUGCUGUAAAAUAAAUCGCAGUGAGGACAGUAAUAUACUGUGAUGUAUUACAAAUUUGGAAAGUAAUUUGACUUCUAAAAACAUAGAAAAGAUGGGCAAACAGCACUGUCACCUCCUAUACUUGCCUAUGCACUUAAGAUACACAGAGGAAAAUAUAUUGGACUGAACAAAAAAAAUAAGCACGAGCUUACGUUUAUCAGAGUUUAAGAGGAAAAAGUAUUAAAUGUAAUUUAUUAUAUGCAUAAUGUUCCAUCAUGUUGUAAAUAAUGCCAUGAUAGUGUAUUGCUGUAGUUUGUUCUUGGCUGGUGAUAGAGUUCUGUGGUAGUGCUGUGUAAGUUGUUUUUGAUUUUACUUUUUUCCUUCAAAGCACAGUUAGUAAAGAUGACAGAGACCACCCCACACUCUGGUUUCCCAGUUGUUCUAGAGCAAGAAGAAAUGUGAGACGCAGCUUGUUUUGUUGUUGUUGUUUACUUACAUGACAAUAUUUCUUAAGGUAAGAGAGAUGAGAUUAAGGCUAAGCUGCCACCACCACUGUAUGAAAACCACUGUGUUUGCAACUGCCAACAAGAGGUAGUGCAUUUAUGGACCACAAUUCACAUCAUCUGUCCCUGUGAAAAGGGACACAAAAUUCCACAACCUGGGAACAGCAGCAUUCUGGUGCCAUCUGGUACAUCCUUUGGUCACAAACAGAAAGAUGAGGAAGGAGAGUUGUUAGACCUUAUCUCAGGCUUUACUAGCUUUGCAGCAUUCUGCUUUAAAUAGCAAAACCAAGAAUUCAAUUUUGAACCAGGCAAGGUAAUAUGAAAACACCAAGCAUCUUGGCCAGAUCAACUUUGGAAGGGAGAUUAUAAUUACAGAUCAACCACAAUGCAAAUGUAAAGGGCACUUGUCACUGAAAAUUACCAGGCAAAGAUGGAGAGUCCUUUUAUUAUUAUUUUUUUUAGGGAAAAAAAGUGAGCUGCUUCUAGUUUUUACUGACAACAUUUCUGGUGGUUCCUCUGCCCAGCUCUACUGAAUGCUGCACGCACACAGCCUGGUGGAGCAGCAGCCUGAAGCACAAAUCCAUCAUUAAUAGGACACACUUGGUCUUCCCAGGUGCAGAAAGAAGCCCAUAUGCAAACCCAAGAGACUAGAUGUGUGGGGCUCCUGCAUCAUUGCACAAUACAGGAGACAGAUGUGUGUUUCACUGACCGAGGCACUCAGCAGCAUUUCCCCUUUGUUAAAUGACCUUUUUGUUACCUGUGUUAUUGCAAACAGUUCCAAGCAGAAUUAAUUAAAAAAUUAUUUUUAUGCUAAUUGGAGAAUUUCUAACAUUUUCUUGUGAAGCAGUAGAUAGAAAUAUUCCUGGAUCCUGAUUGCAUUCCUUUAUCCUCCACCUCCCUUAAAUGUUGUCAAUAAAAACACUAACCUUCCUAGGUAGCAUGGUGAGAAGACAUUAUGUGAUGAAUAUUAAAAAUAAAUGCAUGAGGUAAACCUGCUGUUAUUUCUGAUUGUUAUAUGAAGCAUGAGUAACACUAAUUUAAAUGUUGGCAACUAAAAAACUGCAAAGGAAAAAGAAAACGGUGUUCAAUUCCAGUUAAAUGGAAGACAAGAAGUUGUUUCUAAGUUUUCUUAACUACAACAUUUCUUUUCUUGACUAUCAUUUCCCAUAGCUUAUAUGAAUUUGGAGCUGGUGAAAUAUACAUCUCUGCUAUAUGCGUCUGUCACCAGAUCAAGAGGAAAAUACAAAUUUUUUAUAAUUUUGUACCUGUAGCAAAUGUUUGUAUUUUUUGAAUUAGAAACAAACUGCUUUUUGUCUUUUGGUCCAACUAAAAUUUUGUGUAUUAUUACUGUUAUUACCCUUUUGGAAAACCUGACAUAUAAGUUUAUGCUGUUUUACAGUUUAUAAAUAAAUUCUUAUAACAUUGCCAACAAA
Melospiza georgiana is the source of this 8248-nucleotide messenger RNA. RefSeq names its product tripartite motif containing 67 (gene TRIM67). NCBI's taxonomy places the organism in Eukaryota, Metazoa, Chordata, Aves, Passeriformes, Passerellidae. Gene Ontology annotation, molecular function: protein binding; zinc ion binding. The record is from RefSeq and is a predicted model, not a curated record. Bases 56 to 2386 code for a protein of 776 amino acids. The transcript has 12 exons.